Molecule: messenger RNA, 1164 nt
Organism: Penicillium antarcticum
Lineage: Eukaryota; Fungi; Ascomycota; Eurotiomycetes; Eurotiales; Aspergillaceae
Product: cysteine protease ATG4
Exons: 5
Coding region: 1-1164 (387 amino acids)
Molecular function (GO): protein-phosphatidylethanolamide deconjugating activity
Source: RefSeq, a predicted model, not a curated record
AUGACAGUUGACAUGGAAAAAUGCAAACGCAUAGUGCAAUAUUUCUGGGACCCAGAACCUAGGAAUGAUGCACCCGCAGCGUCAAUAUGGUGCCUGGGUAGAGAGUAUGCGACCUCGCAAAUCACUAUCAAAGAAGAUAGCUCGACAGAGCAGUCGGCAGAGGCUGGCACACCGAGUGAAACAACAGCGAAAGCCUGGCCGGAAGCAUUUAUCUCUGAUUUUGGAUCGAGGCAGUGGAUGACAUACCGAUCAAACUUCACACCGAUACCACGAGCAAAAUCACCAGAAGCGACAUCAUCCAUGACACUAAGUGUACGGCUUCGGAGUCAGCUCAUGGACUCCGGCUUCACAUCUGAUACCGGGUGGGGCUGCAUGAUUAGAUCCGGGCAAAGCCUCCUGGCGAACACCUUCGCGAUACUAUUGUUAGGGAGAGACUGGCGCAGGGGAGACAGACCAGAGGAGGAGUCGAAGCUGAUUUCAAUGUUCGCUGAUCAUCCAGAUGCCCGAUUCUCAAUACAUCGAUUCGUGAACUGCGGUGCAGAGUCAUGCGGGAAAUACCCCGGGGAGUGGUUUGGACCGUCGGCAACGGCCAGAUGUAUACAGAUCUACGUGACCAACGACACAUCAGACGUGUAUGAAGAUAAAUUUACACAAGUUGCGCGAGACCAGACUGGCCGCAUACAGCCAACACUUAUCCUCCUAGGAAUCAGACUGGGAAUUGAUCAUAUUACACCGGUGUAUUGGGGCGGACUGCAAGCUGCACUGCAAUACCCCCAAUCAGUUGGUGUAGCAGGCGGGCGCCCUUCCUCAUCCCACUACUUUGUAGGAGCUCAAGACUCUCACCUCUUCUUCCUCGAUCCCCACUCUACUCGACUCGCAACGCCAUAUCGACCCAAUGAACUCUACACCCCAGAAGAACUGGAUAGUUACUACACCACCCGACUUCGGAGAAUCCACAUCAAAGACAUGGACCCCAGCAUGCUGAUUGGAUUUCUGAUCAAGGAUGAGGAUGACUGGGCCGACUGGAAGAAACAGAUUGAAUCUACAGCUGGGCGGCAGAUUGUACACAUCUUCCCCGGACAUGCACAGCCAGACCAUGGCCAUGGCCGUGCAGAGGCACUUGAUGAAGUGGAAGUGUUGGAUGACUCGGAUGCACUGGAAUGA